AAGAGGACAGCAAAACCUGAAAAAUGCUGAAACUCCACAAAAUUUGACUUGAGAUGGUCUCAGUUAGCCAGUUAGGUGAGAAAAAGGUGCCGCGAUGAGCUUACCCGAAUAAUCUUAAAAACAAUCCAGGUUUAGCUGUUGUUAGUUCGGUUCGGUUGUUGCUUUGUUUCGUUCUGGCACACGAUACACAUGUAGAGGAGGGAGAUGGCCGGCAGUGAGGACGGCGGAGGCGGCACCGGCGCCAUGGAAGAAGGGCGCGACGCGGGGCGGCAGGCAAGGUACGAGAGCUCAGAGGAUGGAGGCGGUGGCAGCGACAGAUGCAGCGGCGGCAACGACAUGAUGUCCGUCCAGUUCAUGCAGAAGAUUAUCGCGGAGAUCCUGGGGACCUACUUCAUGAUCUUCGCCGGCUGCGGCUCGGUGGUGGUGAACCUGAGCACGGCGGGCACGGUGACGUUCCCGGGCAUCUGCGCCGUAUGGGGGCUGGUGGUGAUGGUCCUCGUCUACUCCGUCGGCCACAUCUCCGGCGCGCACUUCAACCCCGCCGUCACCGUCGCCUUCGCCACGUGUGGGCGCUUCCCCUGGAAGCAGGUGCCGUCGUAUGCGGUGGCCCAGGUGCUGGGAUCGACGCUGGCCAGCCUGACGCUGCGCGUGGUGUUCGGCGGCGCCACGGCGCGCGAGCACUUCUUCGGGACGGCGCCGUCGGGGUCGGACGCGCAGGCGGUGGCGCUCGAGUUCGUCAUCUCCUUCUACCUCAUGUUCGUCGUCUCCGGCGUCGCCACCGACAACAGAGCGAUCGGGGAACUGGCUGGGCUCGCUGUUGGCGCCACCGUCCUGCUCAACGUGCUCUUCGCCGGGCCCAUUACGGGCGCGUCGAUGAACCCGGCACGGACCUUGGGCCCAGCGAUCGUGGCAGGCCGGUACAGGAGCGUCUGGGUGUACGUGGUUGGGCCGGUGUGCGGGACGGUGGCGGGCGCGUGGGCCUAUAACCUAGUCCGCUUCACCGACAAGCCGCUCCGCGAGAUCACCAAGAGCGGCUCAUUCCUCAGGAGCGCGCGCAUCAACGGCUCAACCACGUAGUAACAGUCAGCUAGUGCGCAUAGCUGACAAUGAUUCCCUCAAGUUUGCAUUGUACUAUCAAUUACUACACAUAGUAAUGGAAUCAUUGUGUUUUUAUUUUGGAUCUU
Molecule: messenger RNA, 1184 nt
Organism: Panicum virgatum (switchgrass)
Lineage: Eukaryota; Viridiplantae; Streptophyta; Magnoliopsida; Poales; Poaceae
Product: aquaporin NIP1-2-like
Exons: 6
Coding region: 205-1077 (290 amino acids)
Biological process (GO): transmembrane transport
Cellular component (GO): membrane
Molecular function (GO): channel activity
Source: RefSeq, a predicted model, not a curated record